Corvus hawaiiensis (hawaiian crow) is the source of this 3326-nucleotide messenger RNA. It is a transcript of the gene LYSMD3, whose product is annotated as LysM domain containing 3. The transcript is spliced from 2 exons. Gene Ontology annotation, biological process: Golgi organization. The record is from RefSeq and is a predicted model, not a curated record. Bases 231 to 1070 code for a protein of 279 amino acids. NCBI's taxonomy places the organism in Eukaryota, Metazoa, Chordata, Aves, Passeriformes, Corvidae. Gene Ontology annotation, cellular component: Golgi apparatus.
UCCCAUGUGGAGCGGGGGCAAGUAGAGCCGCGGCUAGGGGCGGAGUGGGGCGGUGGGGCCGGGCCGGGUCGGGCAAGGGCACGGCACUGCUCUCACCUACCCGGGGCGGCGGGGUCGGUCCUUGCUGCACCGGGAGGGAGCUGGGCGGGGGCGAGGAGGAGGGGCUGGCGUGGGGCUCCCCGCGGAGGGCGCUACGCUUGCGGUCCGUUCCACAGGGCCACCCGCGGAGCAUGGCCUGCAGAGGGGCCGGCAGAGGGGCCGGCAGAGGGGCCGGCAGCGGCCCGCAGCCGCCCGCCGUGGCGCAGCCGCCCGCCGGCGGUCACCUGUACCCCUUCGUGAGCGCGGAGAGCGAGGGGCCCGAGGAGGAGGGCGAGGUGUCGGAGCUGCGGCCGCGGGGCAGAGAGAAGGUCCGGCGGAGCGCGUCGAGGGACAGGCUGGAUGAUAUCGUCCUGGUGACGAAGGACAUCCGGGAGGGAGACACGCUGAACGCCAUCGCGCUGCAGUUCUGCUGCUCGGUUGCAGAUAUCAAGAGAGUUAACAAUCUUAUCAACGAUCAAGAUUUUUUUGCCCUGAGGUCUAUCAAAAUUCCAGUGAAAAAGUUCAGUGUAUUGACUGAAACACACAUCUCUCCAAAAGGAAGACCAGCUCUUCGGCCUGCUCUGUGUUCCCCAGAAGUACAGGAAACUUCUCUUUGUGAUAAAUUCUCUGCUAAUGAGACUGCUGGCAACUUCUUAAAAGAAGUCGAUCGAGAUAUAGAAGAAAUAGUGAAGUGCAAUGAUACGAAGAGAGAGAAUCUGAAUGAAGUUGUUUCUGCUUUAGCAGCCCAACAGAUGUGUUUUGAAACUGAUGGUAAAACUGAAAAAUGCAAGGAUCCUUACUAUGGAGCAGACUGGGGUAUAGGAUGGUGGACAGCAGUAGUGAUUAUGUUGAUUAUUGGCAUAAUAACUCCAGUUUUUUAUCUCCUGUAUUAUGAAGUUCUAGUGAAAGCAGAUGUCAGUCACCAUUCUGCAGUGGACCCUCCCCAUUUCUUUGUCACAGCAGUAUCGCGUCAGAAAGAAAUAGAAAAUUGAAUAAAUCCAGCAAAUAUUAUAAAAGUUGAUAAUCAAGGAGACCUUCAGCAUUAACAAUGGAAGAUCCUAGACAACUGUUAUUUGUAGAUACAUAACAUAACCUUAGGUAAAGGGGAAUCCACAGAAUGCAAAAGGCACUUGGAACACAGAGAAAAAGUGUAGUGAUGUGUGACUUGCCUUUAUGGGCAGUGUUCCACUACAAGGAUAUUUCUGGGGAUCACAUAAUCUCUGAAUAUGCCUGAGACAGGCUAUUUGCAAGACUGGGGUGUAAAUUAAGGUAUAAAGUCAUCUCUGAAGCUUUGCACUUUUUUCUGUUUUGAUAGGCAUGUUUCUUAAUUGAUGAUGAGGUGAAAAAAUGUAGUUUGAACUAAUACACAAGGAAUGUCACUGUGAGUGUCUUUUACAGCCCACAAAUGGGCAAAUGGGGAUAUCUAACUUUUAAGCAUCUGAAAGUAUUUAUAGAAUUCAUAGUACACUUGACAUUUUAAUAUCAGGUUUACAGUUGUAAGUUAAAGUGGUGUUCUCAUAAUUUUAUCUUUCCUAUAGAGUAAGAUUUUUUUAAAAACUCAAUCAUUCCAUAAUUAAUUGCCACUAUGAAGUUCUUUUUUACAAUUGACUAUUACAGAGGCAGUAGCAAAUACUUAAACUGUUGUCAGUAUAGGCAUAGGGUAAUUUAUUUACUCUGUGUGUGAUUCUGUGCCUCAACACAGUCCAUUUAGGAGUCUUUCUGAAACUUCACAUUCUUCCUUGGCAUCCUAGUGAAAACUGACUGGACUGCAUUCUCAUCUGGUCAGUCACCUGUGUGUAGAAUGAAGGAAGAACCGAAGUGUGGCACCUUGCUUUAAUGUCCCCAGUACUCCUUAUUUUAUGCUAAUAGAUUUAUUUUUCCCCCCUCUGGUUAAUCUCAGUUCAGGACCAACUGACUCUUCAGACAGCAGUCAUGUGGGUACUGAGCAUGCUAAUGGUCUUGUGCCCAUGAACCUCAAGCACUUAACUUUUUCCUGAAAUGUCCUAGAAAACUUUAAAUGGUAUUUAAUGCCUGCUAGCAAAUUCUAGCAGAAUAGACAACUUGCAGCUUCAGACUUGUUCUUUACAUACUACUGUAUUCAUUAGCCACUGUGCUCCUGAAUGUUUCUCUUGGAGUUUCAUGAUCAACCUUGGUUUUCCCCUCUUCCCCAUUUGAAAAUGCUACAAGAUAAAAAACCAAAAAACAUAAAUAAAAACUGCACAUCUCCAGACUCUUCAUACACAAAGGAGCUACUUGUGUACUCAGAAUACUUUUAAAUAAAAACUGAGAUGGUGCCUGUAAAUUUUUUUUUUUUUUUUGUUAUAUUUGCCUUGUGGAGCAAGAAUUCCAUUGCCCUGUUCAAAACAGUGUUUACUACCAAACCCAAGAUAACAAACCUGAUUAGGACUUAACAAAGAGAGAAGUGGAAAAACAGUCGGUAUCCUUUAAACUACUAUUGUAACCUUCCCAAUGAGUGACUUGACUAAGUAUAUACGGUAUAAAAAAUCAGGUAAAGUGAAUGUUUUCUAACUGUUGAGGUAUUCCACAGUGCUUUAUCAGAUUCUGAGAGUAAAGACUUAGGCCUCAUCUAUUCUGGGGGCACCUGUUGCCCCAAGAAGUGGGGCAGAUAGUCUUCACUGGCAUGCCAAGUGUAUGAACAAGAAUUGGCCAACUUGAAUUAUAUUGGAAUUGAGGCAGGCCAAAGCUUGAAGGAAAAUGGUGUACAGUUAGGCAUGUGAACUAUAAUCUGUGGCUUUUGAACCCUUUGAUUAAAGGAGCAUCUGUGGAGAUAGUGAGCCUACUCAUAGUCUCCACACUAGAAAGGGACUACAAACAGGCAUGAACUUGAUGGUAUGCAUAACACUUGUUUUCAAAGAUCUGUUUAAAUAGUAGUUCUUUUCAUUAAGAGAAUAUGCCAGUAAGACAAGCAUAAACACUGAGGUAGCAGUUCUGUGCUAUAUGAAAAAAUGCUUUGCAAAAUAAUUUAUGGUGGCUAUUGUGAUACAGCUUCUGUGGUUAAAACUUUUAAAAGGUGACUCGCUCAGACAAGAAAGCUUUGGCACAUGAAAGCAACUGUUUUCUGUAUAGGACGGAAGUUGGUAUAUAAUGUGUCAGUUUUUGGCUGCAGGCCUUUUUAUUUGUUUGCUUCUUCCCCCAUCAGACUGUUGCUGAAACUUACCAGUUCUAAUACUUCAUAGUGUCAUUUCUUACGGAUUUGUCAAAGAACAUUAAAUUAGCUAUUGUGAUGA